This is a messenger RNA of Helianthus annuus (common sunflower), 588 nucleotides long. RefSeq names its product 40S ribosomal protein S25. The transcript is spliced from 4 exons. Lineage: Eukaryota; Viridiplantae; Streptophyta; Magnoliopsida; Asterales; Asteraceae. Gene Ontology annotation, molecular function: structural constituent of ribosome. The record is from RefSeq and is a predicted model, not a curated record. The coding region runs from base 158 to 484 and encodes 108 amino acids. Gene Ontology annotation, cellular component: cytosolic small ribosomal subunit.
AAAUUUGAACCCGACCCGUUUCAUAUAAACCCGCAAGCUCGAUGAAAGGUAAAAACCUUUAAAACCCUAGUUCACUCACAACCUCCAUUUCCUUCCUUGCGGCUGCAACAUUAUCGUCUUCUCUGUGCUCUGAAACCCUAGAGGAUCAACAGUUUUCAUGGCGCCGAAGAAGGAGAAGGCUCCGCCGCCGUCGUCUAAGCCGGCUAAGUCCGGCGGUGGUAAGCAGAAGAAGAAGAAGUGGAGCAAAGGAAAGCAAAAGGAGAAGGUCAACAAUAUGGUUUUGUUUGACAAGGCAACAUACGACAAGCUUCUUUCUGAAGCUCCAAAGUUCAAGCUCAUCACUCCUUCCAUCUUGUCCGACAGAUUAAGGAUCAACGGUUCUUUGGCACGUAAGGCGAUUAAGGAUUUGAUGGCAAGAGGUGCAAUAAGGAUGGUAUCUGCUCAUGCUAGCCAGCAGAUCUACACCAGGGCUACUAAUACUUGAGAUCUAGCCCAUAAUGUGUUGCUAUGUCACUUUUGAGAUUUAAUUUUGCUCUUGUUGGUUAGAUUUGGAUUUCAAAUGUUUGGUUAAUUUUUCCGUUGGUCGUA